Molecule: messenger RNA, 1938 nt
Organism: Glycine soja
Lineage: Eukaryota; Viridiplantae; Streptophyta; Magnoliopsida; Fabales; Fabaceae
Product: rho GTPase-activating protein 2-like
Exons: 4
Coding region: 172-1548 (458 amino acids)
Biological process (GO): signal transduction
Molecular function (GO): GTPase activator activity
Source: RefSeq, a predicted model, not a curated record
GAGAAAGGAGUGAGUGGCCGUUUGAAGUUUGAAGUUUGAAGUUUAAACAUAGAGAAACGAAAUUGAAUGCAACCCAACAAAACACAUUAACUCCCAUUUCCAUUCAUUCAUCCUCAAACUUUUUUUAUAAAAAAACCAAUCUUGCUCACCUCGGAGAGAGAGAGAAAUAGAAUGACCGGAGUGGUCAUGGUGACCAAGGGCGGUGGAUGCGGCGGCGGCGGGAAGCGGACGAGGUCGGCGCGAACCGCCGAGGAGGAAGAAGAGCAGCAGAACCAGCUGUCGCUGGUGGCGCUUCUCUUGGCGGCCAUCAGAAAAUCGAUGGUGUCGUGCAGGGUGGACCCACCCGAGGACGUAAUCUCCACCGUCCAUCACAUGGAGAUCGGAUGGCCAACCAACGUCCAGCACAUCACUCAUGUCACCUUCGACCGCUUCAACGGCUUCCUCGGUCUUCCCUAUGAGUUCCAAGUCGAGAUCCCUGCCAGGGUCCCCAGUGCUAGUGUAAGUGUGUUUGGUGUCUCAGCAGAAUCUAUGCAGUGUUCUUAUGAUCCAAAAGGAAACAGUGUCCCCACUAUUCUUUUGCUAAUGCAGGACCGUCUAUACUCGCAGGGAGGCUUGAAGGCUGAGGGUAUAUUUCGUAUAAACCCCGAAAAUAGUCAAGAGGAGCAUGUGAGGGACCAGUUGAAUAGGGGCAUUGUGCCGGAUGAUAUUGAUGUCCACUGUUUAGCGGGGCUGAUCAAAGCCUGGUUCCGAGAGCUACCUUCGGGAGUGCUAGAUGGACUUUCCCCUGAGCAAGUUCUUCAGUGCAACACAGAAGAAGAAUCUGUUGAGCUUGUGAAGCAGCUAAAGCCAACCGAGUCUGCUUUACUCAGCUGGGCUAUUGAUCUCAUGGCUGAUGUUGUAGAAGAGGAGGAAUUUAACAAAAUGAAUGCUAGAAAUAUUGCAAUGGUUUUUGCUCCAAACAUGACUCAGAUGUCUGAUCCUCUAACAGCCCUGAUGCAUGCGGUUCAAGUGAUGAACUUACUCAAGACACUCAUCAUGAAGACACUUAGAGAACACGAACAAACAGCAAAAGGUGGCUAUUCUCCCAUGUCAUAUCAUUCAUCAGAUCGCCAGUCUGAGGAUGAAUACAGCAGUCAGCGAGAAAUGGACACAAGCGGUGAAUUGAGAGGAACCAAAUCAGAUUAUGAUGAUCAUGCCCACUAUGGUCACAGUAGUGAAGGGGAAGCUGGAUCUUUGAGUGAGAUAGAGGAGGAGUGCUUCUUGAAGCAGUUGGAUGAGAACAAAAAAGGAUUCUCAGAGGAAUCUGCAGGUUAUUUGGAUAAGUAUGUUAGCACCAGGAGUUUCUCUGGCUAUAACAUGGAACCUUCUAUAUCUGUUACUGAUGGCAAAGCAGGGAAUUCCUGCUUGAGUACAACACUGACUGAUUUGGCCUCAAAUGUUGACUCAAGUAGUUCAUCAAUAGGAUGUACCGGCACCAAAGAUGUGGAGAUGAUGGAUAAGUUUGCAGAUUCUAUUUCACCUGUGCCACCACUCCUUGCUUCUAGUUAAGAACUGAUUUUCUUUGUAGAAGUUUUUUAGUAGCAUGUUUUCCAGAUUUUGUCUCUACAAGCAGAGCAGGUUUGCUUGUGUAAAUUAAUACAUGGAGUAAGAACCGCUUCCUUGUUGUGUAUUGGGACAGGUUAUGUUCAGUUUAGGGCUGAAUUUGACCUGGUUCUGUAUGUUCUUGUACUAGACCAUUCUAACCAUGACAAAUUGGAAUGGGCUAAAGGUGUGGCCCCCUCUUCAAAUUUCAGUCAAGUGCUGUGAAAUCGAUGAAUUCCUGCGGAAUGGGGAGAUCGAUUUAGCUUAGCCUGACACAUAGAUGCUUUCUAUGUAUCUUCAGUAUGAUCAAAAUUUGAAUGGUUCAGAAAUUCAUCAAGAUGGAAGGAAGUGUUUGAA